AUGUCGGCGAUCGGGCUGAUUGCGCUCCUCGCCUGCCCGUCCAGGGUCGAAUUGCAUGCACAUCGCCCCACGCCCGUAAGGCAUCGAUCCCGCAGGCCGGUCGCGAUUGCCAUCCAGGGUGAUGUCGUGAUGAGCGCGGCUGACACCAUCCUGCGACGAGCCCCGUACGCCUCGGCCUUCGCUGUCGUGGGCGUGAAGGCUGUGCUUGCCGAUCUGCUCGCACAAACGCGAGAGCGCAGACUCCAGCCUGUUGGCGCGCGCGUCGUCACUUGCGACGAUCUCUCCUGCGAGGAGAUUGAGGUCGCCGCACCGUAUUGCGCGCGUCGCACGUUGGCUUUCUUGCUGUACGGAGGAAUCUAUCAGGGGUGCUUCCAGCACUGGCUCUUCAACCGAAUGCUGCCCGCGCUCGUGGGAGAGGGCUCUGACCUGCGCACCGUCCUCUCCAAGGUCGCCGUGGACCAGCUUAUCCUCACUCCCUUCCUCUGCCUGCCCGCUGCCUACUUGUUCAAGGCGCUAGCUUUCGGCUACGGCGCCAGGCUCGCCCUCCGCCGCUACCUCGCAGACGCGCGGCGCGACCUGCUCGCAAAGUACUGGGCGCUCUGGACGCCCGUGCAGUGCCUCACGUUCGGCGUGGUGCCGCCGCAGUGGCGGAUCGCCUUCGUCGCCGCGGUGAGCUUCUUCUGGCUUAUCGUGCUCAGCUCGAUCACCGCGAGGAGCGACCCGCCGCCUCUGGACUGACGCCUCUCGUCUAUUCCUUGUCACGCUGUGCAUUGCUUGCCCACACUUGGUGUGCAUACUGUUGUCGUGCGCGUUCGUCGUAUUGGAAGUGGCGGUGUACACAUACGUAGUACAUGCAACGGUGCGGGGGGUGUGUCGCCAAUUGCGGCUGUGUACUGUUCGGCUGCAUGCCGGCGUGGGUGGCGCAGGUUGAGGUUCGUCGAGGUGUGCGCGGCUGUGCGUCCCCGUCGUCCGUCCCAGCAACGACCUCGCCCACACCCCUCCACCACGCUCCACGCUCUCCCCAGGGCCAGGCGUCCGUGUGUGUGUGGCUUGAGGCUUGUAUCCACAUACCGUGUACGAGAAUGUACACGUGUGU
This is a messenger RNA of Emiliania huxleyi CCMP1516, 1096 nucleotides long. RefSeq lists its product as hypothetical. The transcript is spliced from 2 exons. The record is from RefSeq and is a predicted model, not a curated record. Lineage: Eukaryota; Haptophyta; Isochrysidales; Noelaerhabdaceae. Bases 1 to 738 code for a protein of 245 amino acids. Gene Ontology annotation, cellular component: cytoplasm; membrane.